Oppiella nova is the source of this 1787-nucleotide messenger RNA. NCBI's taxonomy places the organism in Eukaryota, Metazoa, Arthropoda, Arachnida, Sarcoptiformes, Oppiidae. The record is from the annotation of a GenBank genome assembly.
UCCACACAUUGAUCAUGAAAUUUCAGCAACUGAUUUUGCUUUGCUCAGCUAUAAGUUUAUAUAGCUAUAGUGGUUUGGCAAAUGCUCGCCCUAUCGUCAUUGGUUAUCAAACCAACAUAGAACCUGCAAAAGUUGCACAGGCUGAUGGUGUGUAUGACAAAGUGAUUGGGGAAAAACUGGAUUGGCGCUUAUUUAAUAGUGGUGCAGAGGUUUUAACUGCAUUGGCUUCUGGUUCUGUAGAUAUCGCACUGAUUGGCUCAAGUCCGUUAGGGGCAGCUGUUGCCAAUAAUUUGCCCAUAGAGGUGUUUUUAAUUUCUACCGAUCUGAAAAGUGCGGAAGCCUUAGUGGUGAGAAAUGGCUCAGGAAUUAAUAGUCCUCAGGACUUGAUUGGGAAAAAGGUGGCCACGCCAUUUGCUUCGACUUCCCAUUACAGUUUAUUGGGGGCUUUGCAGCAUUGGAAUAUUAAAACCAAUCAAAUACGGUUGUUGAACCUAAAACCAGCUGAAAUUAAUGCAGCAUGGCGCAGAGGCGAUAUAGAUGCAGCUUUUGUCUGGUCACCUGCACUUGCCAAUAUUAAGAAAACCGGCAAGGUCAUCACAGAUGCAGGGCAGGUUGGGCAAUGGGGAUCUCCUACAUUUGAAGUUUGGGUAGCACGUAAAGAUUUUGUACAGAAGCAUCCUGAUGUCUUAGCAAAGUUUUCAACAGUAACACUGAACUAUUACCAAUCUUAUAACCAGAAUAAAAGUCGUUGGACUGCCAACUCGGCUGAAGUGCAAAAAAUUGCCAAAAUUACCGGCGUAGAUGCUCAAGAUGUGCCAGCGCUUCUUGCUGGCGCCGCCUAUCCAGAUCGUCAGGCGCAAUUAAGCACUCAAUACCUUGGUGGGCGGACCACACAAAAUAUUGUCAACUCAGUGAACUUUUUAAAAGCACAAGGUCUGGUGAGAAAGAGAUCGGAAGUAUUCAUCAUGGCUGUAUUGACUGUAGAACAUGUACAAGCACAGUAUCCGGGUGCUGAACAACCGGUACUGAAAGAUGUUUCAUUUCAGCUGGGCUCUGAGCAACUGAUGGUUGCAUUAGGUGCUUCAGGCAGUGGUAAAACAACCUUAUUAAAUCUGAUUGCUGGAUUUACUCAGCCACAAGCUGGCACUUUAAAACUGGAUGGUGAAGCAAUCGUUGCACCUAGCCGAGACCGUGGUGUGGUGUUCCAAGAUGAUGUUUUAUUGCCUUGGCAAAAUGUAGAAGACAAUAUUGCUUUUGGUUUAGAGCUUGCAGGGGUUGAUAAAAAAACACGUCAAACCCGUGCACAAGCAUUACUUAAAUUGGUGAAUUUAGAAGGCUUUGGUCAACGCCAUAUCUGGGAACUUUCAGGCGGGCAGCGUCAACGGGUCGGUUUAGCACGUGCUUUGGCUUCUGACCCUAAAAUAUUAUUGAUGGAUGAGCCUUUUGGUGCUUUGGAUGCGUUUAUUCGUGAACAAAUGCAGUGCUUAUUAUUAGAUGUUUGGAAGAGUACGUCCAAACCUACUUUCUUAAUUACCCAUGACAUUGAAGAAGCUGUUUUUCUGGCAACAGAUCUGAUUAUUCUUGCACCAAAUCCUGGGCGAAUUGUGGAAAAGCUGGAGUUGGAUUUUGCUAAACGCUAUGCCAAUGGCGAGCCAGCACGAAGUAUUAAAUCAGAUCCCAAGUUUAUUGAAAUGCGAGAGCAUGUGUUGAGUUGUGUAUUCAUUCAAAAUAAUCAGGAUCAAUACCAUGUUGCUCAGAGCGACCAAGCUCAAGUGGAAAAGGUGGAG